AUGAUGGCGGAAGGCGUCGGGAUUCUCGCCAUCGAAUUGUAUGCGCCGAAGCUGGCCAUAAGCCAAGAAGCGCUCGAACAGGCCGACAACAUCCCGACUGGCAAAAAUACGAUCGGCCUAGGGCAGCAGGAAAUGUCUUUUUGUGAUGAUCAGGAAGACACUGUUUCGAUCUCGCUGACCGUCACCAAGAAACUAUUUGAAUCUUACGGGGUCCUCCCUUCCGACAUCGGCUACGUUUCAGUGGGGACGGAGACGCUGAUAGAUGUUAGCAAGAGCGUCACCACCGAACUGAUGAUGCUAUUCGGCGAAAAUGCGAAUGUCGAAGGCGUUGAUAUGAAAUGCGCCUGUUUCGGAGGCACACAAGCUCUGUUUUGCGGUGUCGAUUGGGUGCGUGCGAAUUGGGCCAGAAAAAAGAAAUAUGCCUUGAUUGUAAUGGCCGAUAUAGCGAUUUAUGAGGAAGGGGCAGCGAGGUAUACAGGCGGUGCGGGCGCGGUAGCUGUUUUGGUCGGACCGGAUGCUCCAAUCGUAUUUGAUGACUGCUUACGUGGGACGUUCCAACGCUCUGCCUGGGACUUUUACAAGCCGCUGGGUGGUGGCCGCAUCACGGAAUACCCGGUGGUGAACGGCGGCGAGAGCUUGCGCACCUACAUGCUUGCGCUUGACGAAUGCUACAAGGAUUACAAAAGACAAGCCCGUGAAUAUUUCAACGAAGAAAUCUCGAUCGAUUCGUUCGGUGCGGCCUUUUUCCAUUCACCGUUCACGAAAAUGGUGCAGAAGGCAAUAGGGCGCCUCCACUACUGGGACAUCGCUGCAGGCAAAGCAGUUGGAACUGAAGAUCUACGAGCACUUCCGGCUAAACCCAAUUUGGACGAUCGGGCCGUAAUUACUCAAUUGCUGCGAAGCUCGGCAAACGAAUAUGAGCGGCUGACUUUGCCAUAUCUGGACUUCAAUCGGAGAUGUGGCAACAUGAAUACUGCUGCACUAUUUGCUCAACUGGUCGCCUGGCUUGCGAAAAGUUCGCCGAAACUCUCUUCUGAGGAACGCCGUAUCUUGUUCUACUCCUACGGCAGCGGGUGCUCGGCUGCGAUGUUCUCAGUGCGCGUCACUGAAAAUGAACUCCCAACUUCCCCACUUUCCAAGCUGCGUCGCGUAUGCCAAAGGGCAUUGGAACAGCUCGAUCAACGAGUGGUUGUUUCACCGGCCAUGUAUCGUCAAGCAAUUGCUCACCGUGAAGACUUACUGACCAAGCCAGGUGCCUACACCCCGUCCGGAAUCGCCAACAAUUCACAAAAUCUCUUCCCGGGAACCUACUUCCUGAGCCAAAUCGACAAACCCGGUGUGCGCUCUUACGACCGGAUGCCGAUCGAAAUGCUGAACGGACACCACCUCAAUGGCCACUUUAAU
Mesorhabditis spiculigera is the source of this 1404-nucleotide messenger RNA. The record is from the annotation of a GenBank genome assembly. NCBI's taxonomy places the organism in Eukaryota, Metazoa, Nematoda, Chromadorea, Rhabditida, Rhabditidae.